Molecule: messenger RNA, 3516 nt
Organism: Hansenula ciferrii
Lineage: Eukaryota; Fungi; Ascomycota; Saccharomycetes; Phaffomycetales; Wickerhamomycetaceae
Gene: RPA135
Product: DNA-directed RNA polymerase I core subunit RPA135
Exons: 1
Coding region: 1-3516 (1171 amino acids)
Biological process (GO): DNA-templated transcription
Cellular component (GO): nucleus; RNA polymerase I complex
Molecular function (GO): DNA binding; DNA-directed RNA polymerase activity; ribonucleoside binding
Source: RefSeq, a predicted model, not a curated record
AUGGGUGCUCCUCAACCGUUCAGAACAGCCCAUUUCAAGACUUUGGAACGUGAAAAACGUUUCCAAAAUCCUCCAAAGGAUAAAUCUGCAUACCCAUUAUUAGAAGAAGCCGUUAAACCUCAUGUUGGUUCUUUCAAUGCAUUAACUGAAGGUCCAGAUGGUGGGUUAUUAAACUUGGGUGUUAAAGAUAUUGGUACCAAAACAAUCUUUGAUAGUAAUGAUGUUGAUAGAUUAGGUAACAAAUUAAAGAUUAGAGUUGAUUCUGUUCAACUUGCUAAACCUUCUGUUCCAAAUAAUGAUAAGUUAUCAAUAGAUAGAAGAACUUGGCCAUCUGAAGCAAGAGAAAGAAUGGUUUCUUAUAGAGGUAAAUUAUUAAUCAAAGUUUGUUGGUCUGUUAAUGAUGAAGAAGAAGUUAGUGAAAUUAGAGAAGUUGGUCAAAUCCCAAUUAUGUUAAAAUCAAAUAGAUGUCAUUUAGAAAAAUUAUCACCAGAUCAAUUAGUUGCUCAAAAGGAAGAAUCUGAUGAAUUAGGUGGUUAUUUCAUUGUUAAUGGUAUUGAAAAAUUAAUUCGUAUGUUGAUUGUUCAACGUCGUAAUCAUCCAAUGGCUAUCAUUAGACCUUCUUUCACAAAUAGAGGUGCUUCAUAUUCUCAAUUUGGUAUUCAAAUAAGAUCUGUUAGACCUGAUCAAACUUCUCAAACAAAUGUUUUACAUUAUUUAAAUGAUGGUAAUGUUACUUUUAGAUUUUCUUGGAAAAAAAAUGAAUAUUUAGUUCCAGUUAUGAUGAUUUUAAAAGCACUUGUUGAAACUAAUGAUCGUGAAAUUUUCGAUGGUAUUGUUGGUUCAGAUUUAGAUAAUUCUUUCUUAACUGAUCGUUUAGAAUUGUUAUUAAGAUCUUUUAAAACAUAUAAAUUACAUUCAAAUCAAGAAACUUUAGCUUAUCUUGGUGAUAAAUUUAGAGUUGUUUUCAAUGCAACUCCUGAUGUUUCAGAUGUUGAAGUUGGUAAAGAAGUUUUGAAAAGAAUUGUUCUUGUACAUUUAGAUUCAAAUAGAGAUAAAUUUAGAAUGUUAUUAUUUAUGAUUAGAAAAUUAUAUACUUUAGUUGCUGGUGAUUGUUCACCAGAUAAUCCAGAUGCUACUCAACAUCAAGAAGUUUUAUUAGGUGGCUUCCUUUAUGGUAUGAUUAUUAAAGAAAAAAUUGAAGAAUAUUUAAAUAAUAUUAGAUUACAAAUUCAAUCAGAUAUAAAUCGUGGUAUUGCAAUAAAUUUCAAUGAUAGAAAAUAUAUGUCAAGAGUAUUUAUGAGAAUUAAUGAAAAUAUUGGUCAAAAAUUACAAUAUUUCCUUUCAACUGGUAAUUUAGUUUCACAAUCUGGUUUAGAUUUACAACAAGUUUCAGGUUAUACCGUUGUUGCUGAAAAGAUUAAUUUCCAUCGUUUUAUUUCUCAUUUUAGAAUGGUUCAUAGAGGUUCUUUCUUUGCUCAAUUGAAAACUACUACAGUUAGAAAAUUAUUACCAGAAUCUUGGGGUUUCUUAUGUCCUGUACAUACUCCCGAUGGUUCUCCAUGUGGUUUAUUAAACCAUUUUGCUCAUAAAUGUUCAAUUUCUACUCAAGCAAGUGAUGUUUCAAAAGUUCCUGAAGCUUUAAGUGCAUUAGGUGUUUCACCAGCUCAUGUUUUCGCUGCAGGUCCAAAUGUUGCUUGUGUUCAAUUAGAUGGUAAAAUUGUUGGUUGGACUACUCAUGAUCAAGCAAAGAUUGUUGCUGAUACUUUAAGAUUCUGGAAAGUUGAAGGUAAACAUGGUUUACCAUUAGAUUUAGAAAUUGGUUAUGUUCCACCUUCUGCAAAAGGUCAAUAUCCAGGUUUAUAUAUUUUUGGUGGUCAUUCAAGAAUGAUGCGUCCAGUUCGUUAUUUACCAUUAGAUAAACAAGAUAUUGUUGGUCCAUUUGAACAAGUUUAUAUGGAUGUUGCAGUUACACCAGAAGAAAUUGAAAAUAAUGUUCAUAGUCAUGUUGAAUUUACUCCAACAAAUAUUUUAUCAAUUUUAGCAAAUUUAACACCAUUUUCAGAUUUUAAUCAAUCUCCAAGAAAUAUGUAUCAAUGUCAAAUGGGUAAACAAACUAUGGGUACUCCAGGUGUUGCAUUAGUUCAUAGAUCUGAUAAUAAAUUAUAUAGAUUACAAAGUGGUCAAACACCAAUUGUUAAAGCUAAUUUAUAUGAUGAAUAUGGUAUGGAUAACUUCCCUAAUGGUACUAAUGCAGUUGUUGCGGUUAUUUCUUAUACAGGUUAUGAUAUGGAUGAUGCGAUGAUUAUAAAUAAAUCUGCAGAUGAAAGAGGUUUUGGUUAUGGUACAGUUUAUAAAGUUGAAAAAGUUGAUUUAUCACAAUCAAGACGUCGUGGUGAUCCAAUUACUCAACAUUUUGGUUUUGGUACUGAUGAAUGGCCAAAAGAAUGGAGAAAUUUCUUGGAUACUGAUGGGUUACCAAUGAUUGGUGGUAGAGUUGAAGAAGGUGAUCCAAUUGUUGCAUAUUAUGAUGAAACUGUUGGUAAAACUAAAGUUAAAACUUAUCAUUCAUCAGAAGGUGCAUUUAUUGAAGAAGUUAAAUUAUUAGGUGAUGAUAAUGGAGAUUCAGAAUUCCAACAAUUAACAAUUAAAUAUAGAAUUACAAGAUCCCCAUUAAUUGGUGAUAAAUUCUCAUCAAGACAUGGUCAAAAGGGUGUUUGUUCAAGAAAAUGGCCAACUGUUGAUUUACCAUUUACAGAAACUGGUAUGCAACCAGAUGUUAUUAUUAAUCCACAUGCUUUCCCAUCUCGUAUGACUAUUGGUAUGUUUGUUGAAUCUCUUGCAGGUAAAGCUGGUGCAUUACAUGGUAUUGCACAAGAUUCUACACCAUGGACAUUUAGUGAAUCAGAUACACCAGCAGAUUAUUUUGGUGAACAAUUAAGAAAAUCUGGUUAUAAUUAUCAUGGUAAUGAACCAAUGUAUUCAGGUGCUACAGGUGAAGAAUUAAGAUGUGAUAUUUAUAUUGGUGUUGUUUAUUAUCAAAGAUUAAGACAUAUGGUUAAUGAUAAAUUCCAAGUUCGUUCUACAGGUCCAGUUAAUUCAUUAACCAUGCAACCUGUUAAAGGUCGUAAAAGAUCUGGUGGUAUUCGUGUUGGUGAAAUGGAACGUGAUGCAUUGAUUGGUCAUGGUACAGCAUUUUUAUUACAAGAUCGUUUAUUAAAUUCAUCAGAUUAUACUCAAACUUCAAUCUGUCGUGGUUGUGGUUCAUUAUUAGCAACACAAACAUCAGUUCCAAGAAUUGGUGCAGCAGCAACUAUACGUUGUCGUAAUUGUUCAAGUAAAUUUGAACAUACAUCAACACAAGCUGAUGAAUCAAGUAUUUGGGAAGAUGGUCAAGGUAAUAAAUUUGUUGGUGGUAAUAAUACUACAACAGUGGCAAUUCCAUUUGUUUUGAAAUAUUUGGAUUCAGAAUUAGCAGCUAUGGGUAUUCGUAUGCGUUAUAAUGUUGAACCAAAAUAG